This is a messenger RNA of Pelagomonas calceolata, 1063 nucleotides long. NCBI's taxonomy places the organism in Eukaryota, Pelagophyceae, Pelagomonadales, Pelagomonadaceae. The record is from the annotation of a GenBank genome assembly.
UCUCGCGCGCACUUUGGCUCGAAUUGCUGCCCAAACGGCUCGACGUGCCGCGCGGGCACGCGUAUGGCUGCCCCGCGGCGACCCGAGGCCGUGCCGCGACGAGUGCUGCCCGAGGCAAGCUGACAAUCAUGCGCCGAGCUGCUCUGCUCCUCGCCGCCGCGCGUUUGAUACAAGGCGAAUACAUCCUCGGCGUGCCGAGCAACUGGCACGCGUCGCGCCACUUCGCCAAGUUGGUCGAGUACCAAUCGAUAAGCAAUCUGACCUUCGGCAUACGCGCUACUGAACAAGGUAGCGGGCACUGGCGGCCCUACUGGACCAAAGACAAGUUCGCGACGCUGUGGCGCGUCGAGGCGAAGCGGCGGCAGCGACGGGCGCCGCCCGCUGCUACGAUCGAGGACGCGUGUGGUGCCCUGGGCGGAAGCACGAUCGUCGCCCUCGACGCGGCGGCUCUCGCGUCGAUCUACCAGCUCGCGUCAAGACGGGCGCACGGCACGACGACGCGCGAGCUGGGCGUCUCCAUGGACCUUGGGGAUGGAGCGUGCGGCGCGCGCGCCACUGCCGUCACAUUCGACGAGGGCGAGCUCUGCCCGGCGCGGCGCGGCGGCUGCCGCGUGAGGCGCUGCGCCUUCUCCGACAUCUGCGCGCACACGCACCCGUCCACCAAUAGACCGUCGGCGUCCGACCUGCGGGCGGCCCUCGACGCCCACCCGUGCGCCGGUCUUGGUGGCAAAAGACGGCUGAGCCUCGUCCUCGCGCCGAAGGGCGUCUUCGCCUUCGUGCCGUCGGCGAAGCGGGUGCGGGCCUUCGCGGCGCUGAGCGACCAGGCCAAGGAGAACGUCGCGCUGCAGUGGGCGCGCUCGGGCCGCGAGGACCAGAGCAGGACGCAGCGCGGCGACGCGGGGCCCUGGCUCGCGCACGUCCGCGGACUGGGCUUUGACGCGGCGUAUCUGCCCUAUCAACUGCUCGAGGCCGCGUCGUCUGAUUCGAACGCCCACGCGGUGCUCUUGCUGCGCGUCGGGGAGGGGUCUUGUCGGCGGCGGCGGGCUAGGCUACGGUAAGGUUC